UUGUGGCAGAGAGCCUUUUGCUUUUUCCCCACACGCUUCAAGUGUCAGUUCAGACGACAGAAAGAUCUCCCGAUGGCCACCUUCCUUCUUCCUAUUAAAUUUCGCGAAGAUGGUGGAAUCCUUUGCUUAGGGACCAUAGGAUGAAGUGCCCGUCGGUUUCCUCUGCUACCAGCGGCGUCAGACCCACAUCAUCCCCGCAAUUCUCUGUUCAGGGAUGCAUCAGAUUUCUUAGUCACGGAGAUAAGCCGCCAUUUGCACUAGAUUUCAAGGACCCAUCUCAGUAUAGGGGCUGUUCCUCAAGAUUUGGAGAGUACCCACGUAACGUCCUUGGAAGAAAGAGCACGGGUUGUAAGGUAUGUUCACAGGCAACCAAGUCUGGCAAGGUCUCCGGGGAAGGGCAUCUGCUGAGGGACAGGGUCAGUGGCAUUGAUGCCAUCGAUGGUCCUGAUCAUGAUGAUGGUGAUCCCGUAGGUGGUCUUGAUCAUGAUGAUGGUGAUCACAUAGGUGGUUAUGGUGGGUUUGAUGAAUUGGCCUGUUUCAGGGGGUUGGUGCUGGAUGUUUCAUACAGGCCCAUUAAUGUUGUAUGCUGGAGACGUGCCAUUUGUUUGGAAUUCAUGGAAAAGCAGGCUGAUGUGUUGGAGUACUAUGAUCAAACAAUCUCUUCUCCAAGUGGUUCCUUUUACAUACCCGCUGUUCUAAGAGUUCCAAAUUUACUUCAGGUUGUCAAGAGGAGAAGGGUCCAAAAACACCUUAGCCGGAAAAAUAUUUUCUUUCGUGAUGGUUUCACUUGUCAGUAUUGUUCUUCCCGUGACAAUUUGACAAUUGAUCAUGUUUUGCCAAUAUCACGUGGUGGGCAGUGGACAUGGGAAAACUUGGUUACAGCUUGUGCGAAGUGCAACUCUAGGAAAGGGAAGAAAACUGUAGAAGAGGCCGGCAUGAAACUGAACAGAAUUCCUAAGGCACCCAAGAACUUCGAUAUUCAUUCUAUACCUCUGACAGCUUCUGCCCUGAAGGUGCUGAAAAUGCGAAAAGGAUUUCCAGAUGAGUGGCGCCAGUAUCUGGCUCAGCCAUCUGCAGAACCAUGAAAUGAACAUGGCAAACGAAUGCUAAGGUGAAAUGGCAAUCGAAUGCUAAGGUGAAAUGUUGCAGGCGUGAAAGCAUCCUGUACAUCUCCAAAUUGUUGGCCAUUAAUAUGAUGAUCAAAUUAAGCGUGGGGGACUUUGGCCUUCUACCUUACGCAUGGCUAUUCACGUUAUCCUGUGUAUAUACAUAAACUUGUCAUCUCCAUUGUACAUUCUGUAAUUUGUGCAUAUGAUUACUGCAAUUAAUAAUCUCUAUUAUUGGAA
Nymphaea colorata (pocket water lily) is the source of this 1346-nucleotide messenger RNA. RefSeq lists its product as uncharacterized. The transcript is spliced from 7 exons. Bases 141 to 1085 code for a protein of 314 amino acids. NCBI's taxonomy places the organism in Eukaryota, Viridiplantae, Streptophyta, Magnoliopsida, Nymphaeales, Nymphaeaceae. The record is from RefSeq and is a predicted model, not a curated record.